AUGGUGAUGAACACCCUCCUGGUGCCUCUGCAGGUCCGAGGGCUGCUGAAGGAUGCCACACACGUGGUGCUCUGGGCGCAGAGCGCUGAGUUCAGCAACUCUGUGGAGAUCCCCAUCUCUAGGAAGAGUGGCUUCCUGUUUAUACAGACAGACAAACCGCUGUACACCCCUCAACAGUCAGUGAAGGUCCGGGCCUUCUCCCUGAAUGAGGAUCUCACCACAGCCAAGCGUAAUGUGUUCGUGACCUUCAGGGAUCCAGAUGAGGAGAUCGUGGAGACGGUGGAGUUGCAGAACAGUCAGGGCAUUCCGUCUCUGCAGGACCCUUUCAAAAUACCCCUCAAACCCAAGUUUGGCUUGUGGUCUGUGGAGGCCUCGUACGGCCCACCUCUGGUCACCUCGGUCAGAGCUCAGUUCCACAUCAAGGAAUACGUUCUACCCAGCAUCGCCAUCCAGAUCCUGCCACACUCAAACUACCUGAGCUACGGGAACGCUGAACAAUUCAAAAUCAAGGUCAUAGGCAGGUACGUCCACGGAGCUCCUGUUUCCGAGGCGAUAGUGUACAUAAGGUUUGGUUUCGUGGACGGCAAAAACUCUCCAGUAGUCCUGUCCGGGUCUAUCAAAAGAACCGAGUUGCAGAUCGACGGGACGCAGGAAGCGACACUCGACGUGAAAAGUGUCUUGGCUCGCCAGGAGCAUCCGCUGACCCUGGAGCAGAUGUUUGGAAAACACUUCUAUGUUGCAGUCAGCAUGAUGGAAAGAACCGGUGGUCUCUCCCAGGAAGCUGAGUUGACAACCGUGAAGUUUGUGAAGUCUCCAUACACCAUGAAGCUGCUGGCCACACCGCUCUUCAUCAAACCCCUGCUGCCGUACACAAUCAGGAUGCUGGUGCUGGAUCCUCUGGGUGAGCCGGUGACCCGGUUACCUGUCAAACUGCUGGAAGCCAUGGCAACCCUUGUCUCCAUGGACACAGAGAGGCUGGACUGCGCCCAGCAGGACAGGAAGACGGGCUCUGAUGGCGUGGCGUACUUCAUAUGUAACUGGCCGGCCAACACCCUCACCGCCAAGAUCAACUUCAAGACGGACGACCGUUACCUGCCCCUUCAGAGCCAGGCUGAGUUUGUUCUGGACGCCAAGGUGUACAACUCUCCCAAGAAACGCUACCUCUACAUUAGUGUCCCCCCCAACCUGAACACCCUGGAGGUCGGGACAGAGGCCAACAUCAAUGUGGUGUUCAGUGUUGCCCCCUUCCUGAACAUCAAGAGCACCAGCUUCCUGGUGAUUUCUAACGGCCGUGUGGAGGCAUCCCACACGCAGCCGCACUCCGGGGGCUCGUUCCAGACCCUGAGGUUCCAGGUGACCCCUCGGAUGGUGCCCUCCAUCCGCCUGCUGGUCUACUACAUCCUGCACGGCGAGGGAGCCACAGAGCUGGUGGCAGACUCUGUGUGGCUGGGGGUUAAGGCUAGCUGCAUGAACGACCUCAAGGCUGACCUGUCCUACGUGGCCAGGGACGCAGCACGGCCCGGCUCCAGCGUCAGGCUGCAGGUGAGGACGGGGACCGAGGCCCUGGUGGCGCUGUCGGCCACGGACACGGCCCUACAGGCCCUCCGCUCCACCCGGGUCAACCCCAUGGCCAAGGUGCUCCGCCACAUUGAGAAGAGUGACCCAGGCUGUGGAGGAGGCGGGGGUAAAGACAUCGCAGACGUCUUCCGUCUGGCUGGUCUCACCUUCAUGACCAACGCUAACGCUAAAGCCAUCCCAUCACACGAGGAUGUCUGUCAGGAGCUGGUCCGAGCCAAGCGGUCGCUUACCUUCGAGGAGAAGAGAGACAAAUCUAAGCUGUACCUGGCGUACACUGCCUUCUGCUGGGCAGGCCUGAAACACAGCCCGGUUUACGUCCAAUGUUCCGACCGCGUCAAGGUCCUCCCCAAGGAGGGCCACAGUGUGUACAAACAUCUGUCUGUGCAGAGGGCCAGGGAGGUCUUUGUGGAGUGCUGUGAGUUUGCUAAACACCAACCAGACACGGAGCUGUGGAAUGCGAGGAGCGAGUUCGACACAGUGUUUGAAGACACUCCCAAGUAUGUGAGAAGCUUUUUCCCAGAGAGUUGGCUGUUUGAGGUCCAUGUCGCUAGGGCAGGGGAGCUGACUCUACCUGUCAAGCUGCCAGACUCUCUGACCACAUGGGAGAUCUCAGCAGUGGCCAUGUUUGCCAACGGUCUCUGUGUGGCAGAGCCCACACAGAUCUCGGUCACCCAGCCGGUGAGUCUGGAUGUGCCCCUGCCCUACUCCAUGGUGCGGGGGGAACAGAUCCAGCUCAGUGGCUCCGUCUACAACCAGCUGAUGAGCGACCUGCAGUUCUGCGUGACUCUGACGGCAGGCCCAGGCGUGUGUCUCUACCAGGGCCACAGAGAGGACGAGGACGGCCUCUGGACCACCAAGUGCACCAUGUCCACCCUGAAGCAAGACUCUGUCCAUCCAGUCACCUUCACCCUGCUGGCGUUUGAAAGCGGAAGACAUCAGCUCACCUUCACCUUGAAGACCUCCCAGGGUGUCCUGGACACAGUACAGAAGACUCUCUAUGUCAAGCCUGAAGGAGUCUUGAUGGAGAAGUUGGAAGUAAAGAACCUAGACCCCAAAGGCCUUUACGGGAGUUCCAUCUGGUCAGUCCAGAUGAAGUACUGGGUCCCUCAGCAGGUGGUCCCCUACACCUUGGUGGACAGACAGCUGAUCAUAUCAGGAGAGGUACUGGGGGAGAUACUGGCCAUCGUGGCGAAGCCCGAGGGACUGGAGGAGCUGCUGAACGUCCCGUGGGGGUCUGGGCUGAUGGAUGUGCUCAGGGUCACACCAUACUACUACGUGUUCCACUUCCUGGAGAAGCUGGGUCGCUGGGGGAACAUGGACCCCCGUGAACCCAUCAGCCCAGGGAACAUCAAGAUGAAGAUGAAGGAGGGCAUCAUGAGCGUCAAGUCUUUCAGGAAUCGAGACGGGAGCUACAGCAUGUGGAAGCACAAGGGAUCCAGCACUUUGGUGACAUCUCAGGUGAUGAAGACCAUGGGCCAGGUGGCAAGCUACGUAGACUUCGGCUCAGAGGACUAUGACUCCAUGUCCACAACCCUGUUCUGGCUGGUGGACAAAGCACAAGCUGUGGACGGCUCAUUCGUGGAGGACUCUGUUGACACCAAGUUUACUGAUGUGAAACAGGGCAGUGCUGAGUUCCGGAUCCUCAUUACCUCCUUUGUCAUGAUCGGGAUGAAGACGGUCACGGAAUUGAACAACAGGAAGCUGCACCUGAAGGACUUUUCUGAUAGUCUGAAGCGUGCUGCAGACUAUGUUUCCCAGAAUGCAAAAGGGGUCAAGAGCGUCUAUGUGAGAGCGGUGGCCACCUACGCCCUCCUGCUGCAGGAUCUAAGGAACCCAGUAGCAAACAUCCUGUACCAGGAUCUGGAGAAGUCCGCCAGGGAGAAAGGGAACCCAGCUGAUGUGAGGUACUGGCAGGAGAGUGUGAAGGUGGUGGGUGAGCAGCUUCCUCCCCAGACGGUGGAGAUCACCAGCUACGCCCUGCUGAGCUCCCUGCUGAAGAACAAGAUGAGCUACGCCCUGCCGGUAGUCAGGUGGCUGACAGAGGAACAGUACUAUGGAGGCUUCCAGUCUGCACAGGACAUGAUGAUGGCACUGGGGGCUCUGACCCAGUACACUCUACAGGCAGAGAGCAGCAGGCUGGACAUGAAGGUGGAUGUUUCCUACAGACAGGGGAGAGACCUACCCCAGGUCACGCUCACACAGAAGAUACCAGUAGCCCGGCCCAUCCAGUUGACGGAGGAAAAAGAUGUUAAAGUUUCCAUUGGAGGCGGUACUGGGUUCUCUAAGGUCAAAUUGAGGACCGUGUAUUACAAACUGACAGACAAAAGUGAGAACUGCAACUUUGACUUGUCCAUAAGUGUGACAGCACCUGAUCCAGACUCCCACGAUUACAUGAGGGAAAGCCCUCGCAUCGUCGCCUGUGCUAAGUACAAACCCGAGUCAGAGGAGUCUCUUCAAACUGUGAUGGAGAUCCAGCUACCCACGGGAGUAGAGCCCUCUACCGAGGAUCUGGACUAUCUCCAGAACAGUCUGGAGGCGGUGAUGGACGAUUACCAGAUCAGUGGAGACCUGCUCACCAUCCAGCUCUCUUCUGUGCCUUCCACUGAUUUCACCUGCGUAGGAUUCAGGUUCCAGCAGAGCUUCCAGAUGGGCAUGGCCUCAGACUGCUUCUUCAGAGUCUACGAGAUACGGGCAAGAAAGGCAGUGUGUUCCAGGAUGUUCUCUCCUCUGGUGGAGACCAAGCUGCAGCGCCUCUGUGUGGGAGAGCAGUGUCGCUGCCUGUCAGUGGAGUGCAGCUCCUUCAGGAAUGACGUGAGCAGAGCGGUCACUGUGGAACAGCGCCUGAAGGAGACCUGCCAACCUGCCAUCAAAUACGCCCUCAAGGUGCAGAUAAAGUCCACUGCCACAGAAGGAGACUUUAUCAUUUAUGUUGCAACGGUGUUGGAGCCCAUGAUCAGGGAGGAGAAGGAGAAUGUAGCUAAAGACCUUGAGGUGGAGUUCAUCAAGAAGACCACGUGUGAUGGUGUGGACCUGAAGCCUGGAGAGGUGUACCUCACCCUGGUGUCUGACAAACUCAAGAUACCUGUGGAUGAGCGUUACAAAUACAGAUUCAUAUUGGAUUCGAAGACAACAGUGGAAAAAUGGCCAACUGGUUGCACAGAAAGUCCCUGUUCUGAUUUUGUGAAGGUGCUGGAUGAUUAUGAAUACACCUUAACUUUCGAUGGCUGUUCUUAACAAACAGUAGGAAUGCAAUGGAGGAUUUUAUUUCCAGUAAAUGGUCAAUAAAUGAUAAAUAAAAUGUGUGAAUUGUGUCAUCUCCUUCCCAAUUGUAGCAAUUUGUACUUUUUGACUUUUUUGUAAAAAGUAUAGGGAGUAGGGCCUACAAAGUUUCAUCAAUAAAGUUUUAACGAUGUUG
Hypomesus transpacificus is the source of this 4993-nucleotide messenger RNA. RefSeq names its product complement component 5 (gene c5). The transcript has 39 exons. The coding region runs from base 1 to 4812 and encodes 1603 amino acids. Gene Ontology annotation, molecular function: protein binding; endopeptidase inhibitor activity. The record is from RefSeq and is a predicted model, not a curated record. Gene Ontology annotation, cellular component: extracellular region. NCBI's taxonomy places the organism in Eukaryota, Metazoa, Chordata, Actinopteri, Osmeriformes, Osmeridae.